GGGAAGUGGGAGGUGGAGAGAGGUAGAGGUAGGAAGAGAGAGAGAGGGUGGGGGUAGAGAGAGAAAGAGAGAGGCAGAGUGAGAGAGAGAUUAGAUAAGAUCAGAUAACUAGGUUUAUCUCUCACAUUGACUCUAAAACUUGAAUGGAUGAAAAUUUGGAUAACUUACUAUUAUGGUCUUUGGCAAUAGAAACAUGCUUUUUCUGUUAAUCCUGUUGUAGCUUCACCUUCCUGCAGCCAAUUUUUGGUUAUCAUUAGAUAUAUGGUUUGUGGUAAAUGAAUCCAAAAAACCAAAACCAAAACUGAGUGUAUGCCAAUCAACUUUCGCAACAACCACGAGAUCAAAUCACUCUCAGAUAACAUCCUCAAAUGUGUCAAAGACUACAAGUAUCUAGGAUCACACAUCAAAAACUCUUAGAAAAACUUCAACAUUAGAAAAGGCAUAGCAUGGACUGCUUGUAACAAAAUGGAUAAGAUCUGGAAAUCGAAUCUUGCUCGCAAAUUCAAAAUCCAAGUUUUCUGUGUACUUAUUGAGCCAAUAUUACUGUAUGGAUCUAAAACUUGGACUCUCUCAGCAAAACAACAAUGCCGUUUAGAUGGAUGUUAUACGCGUCUUUUAAGAAGAGUGCUCAAUCUGUCAUGGAGAAACCACCCAACUCUAGAAAUGGUAUAUGGAGACUUACCGAGAGUAUCAACCUUAGUUUGCAAGAGACGUGUCCAGUUCGCCGGGUGUUGUGCACGUGCCACUGAUGAACUUGUGUCAUCAUUUGUAUUCUGGAGGCACCCAUCAUCUGACAAUCGAUCGCGCAAGUUAACCUUUCCAGAUAGGAUAAGGCGAGACACGUCGAUCCCUAAGGAAGAUCUUUUAGGAGCUAUGACAGAUAAGCAGUACUGGAAAGGUGUAAAGGUCAAUAGUGUCUGCAAUUCUGCAUGUGAAGAGAAAACGACUAGAGUUUUAGAAGGUUGCAUACCCCUUCCCCUGCCUGAUGAAAUUGUCACUGAAGUUGUACCAAAAGCAAAAGACUAUGCCCUUUUACAUGGGGCAGGAAUGCGCUUCAAGGACACCUACAACCCAGACAUAUUGCAGAUGGCUCCCUUUUUCCUCCUCCCGUCAGCAUUCCCACGCAGAGAGUUUGACCGCGUCGUAAAGCUGCAGCCGCUCAUCAACGUACUGAUGCACAGGAUAGCGCACGAUCAUGAGUUCUUAGAAUCUGCGCUCAAAAAUACAAUCAAAGUCGACGAUUUCACUGCAAAGCUAUGGGACAUUUAUUUGACUGUUCGUGAGGAAGGAGUGAGUCAGGACAUGAGUCUGGGCCUGGUUCGCUCGGACGUGAUGCUGACCAAGUGCCAUGCUGGGUGCUGCGAGCUAUGCCAGACCCCUCCCUAUGUCACAGGACACCAGGUUGAGGUCAACACCAUCGCCUCGGGAUUUGGCCACAUGGGACCAAUUUCCGGGAGUAUCCAUAGGUACACUAAGGACAUCACAAGAAUAACUUUCAUGGGCCUUAUUGCAUAGCAUUUUUGUUCAUUACAGACUCUCUUUCUAUUUCUGUUCAGUUGUCAGUUUCCUUAGAAUGUGUAAACUGUAUAAUGAAGGUUUUUCAUAUUGCCGAGUUGCAUAACAAAUCUGCUAUGCAUAUGUCUGAACUUGAUGGAUGGUACCUGAUUCUUGAAAUUUUUUGAGUUUAAAUCAUACAUAUGUUCAUAGACAUAUUACGCAC
Messenger RNA from Penaeus indicus, 1720 nucleotides. RefSeq lists its product as uncharacterized. Gene Ontology annotation, cellular component: cytosol. Gene Ontology annotation, biological process: glutathione biosynthetic process. NCBI's taxonomy places the organism in Eukaryota, Metazoa, Arthropoda, Malacostraca, Decapoda, Penaeidae. The coding region runs from base 466 to 1515 and encodes 349 amino acids. The transcript has 6 exons. The record is from RefSeq and is a predicted model, not a curated record. Gene Ontology annotation, molecular function: glutathione synthase activity; ATP binding; glutathione binding.